UAUUAUCUUUAUAUUUUUAUAAAACUCUUACAUGUUUCUCUGACCGUAUCUAGAUGAGAAGUUCUUACUUUUUCUAACGAGAAUACAAUCAUCUGCUUUUUAAACAUUUAAAAUAAUUCUAAUAUUCGAAAUCUGUAAUCAUGUGUCAAGUGUUGCCUGCCAUUACAUUUAUAUUCAAACUCCAACAAGAUGAGAUGAUAUGGAAUGAAAUAUAAUCUUAGUAAAAUGGUGGUCAAUUACUGAGAUUUUUUUCAGUGGGCUUUUUGGAGGAUCCCGAUAAGCUACGUUCAGCAGCCUUGUUUCAAUUUCCCACAUUUGUGCACUUUCACAGAUAUUAAACAGUUAAAAACUACCGUUAUUACACAUUAAAACCUGAACAAACACUAAAUAGACAAUAUAAAACAAAUCACACACUUCACUCCUCGCGUUCCCGCCAAAAAGUCUUUUUUUUUUCGGUUAGUCAUAUGUAGGUACACACGUUUUGUGUCACAGUGGUAGUGUAUUACCUAAAUGUAUUUUCUAUGGUGCUAGUGUGAAGUCGAUUGCAUUUUUAAGGGCUUUUGCACAGAAACGCGAGUUGCGAAUUUGCGCGAUUUUUUAAUUUUGUUUAUUUAUUACUUCUUUAUAGUUAAAUGUGUAAUAACUAUUUAGCAUCUGUGAAAGUUAAAAAAAGCCACUAGAAGUUUCUAGGGUUCUUCCCAAGUGCCCACUGAAAAAGUUUCACUAAAAUAAUCACUAUUUUAUUUCCAUCACAUUUCAUUUCACUUCAUUCAUUUUCAUUCGAUGAAAGUCGAUUAAAGUCUUGAAUAAAUGCACUCAAUAUGUAUGCGCCGUACACCAUUUUUCAUACUUCAACAGAAUGUAAGAUGAAAAUAUGAGAUUUAGCUUAAAGUUACGGUUACCAGAUCAUAAAAACUAAAAAAAAAACGCUUUUAAAAAUCGCAUGCAAUCACAAAACGCAGAGGCUAUUGACAUUUUUCCGCUGUCAUUACAGUCAUCAGUCAUUAAACUUCGCGUAACGUUGGUUUGUUGGGGUCGCUUUAUAUCUUUUGUUUGUUUACCAAAUAUCUAAAUUACAAUGAGUGAUGCGAAGUUGAAUUCGAGUUUUUAGUGAAUAUUUCAAUGAAAAUGGGCACGAAAAACAACGGGCCGCUUAUAGAUCCAGCGUUGUGUAGAUUGUGUCGUGCCAUAAAAAAAUGCAGAAUUCUAACAGUAGAGUACACUUGGAUGGAUCAAAAAGAAGUCUACGCCGAUAUGGUGAUGGACUGCUUUGGCAUUCUGUUGUCCCACGUAGAUGACACAGAGAAAGAUUCAGGCGUCUGUGCUACAUGUGUGGUGAGACUGAGAGAUGCCUGCGCUUUCAGGCAGCAAGUACUCCAGUGCGAGGACCUGUUCCUUAGCUCAAAACUACACGAUAAGGACACUGAUGAUCAAAAAGCUGAGAAGGCAGCUCUGGACAUAGAACUGAAAAUGGAACCGAAAGAUGAUGAAGACCACCAUUCUAUAGGAGCUGUGGACCACGACGAUGGAAUGUCCGUCGAUUACUCGGCUGAUGACUUGCCUGAAGAUCCUAAAACAGAAACGAAACCACCGAAAGAAGAGAAACUGAAUCCCGAAAACGUGCAGCUCCCAGAGAAACCAUCGAAGCUUCUAGAAGACGAUGGCGGCGGAGGGACGGACUGGACCAAUUCGUCGUCCGACUCAGACAAGCCGAUCAAGAGGAAGGUCAAGGCCGGCAGGAAAAAGAAGAACGGCGUUCAGAAGAAGGAAGGAAAAACGAAAUUAGGGAAGAGGAAAAGUGGGACGGCCCAAUCGAAAAAGAGCCGCGCCCUGAAGCCGCAGAUCGAAAAAAAAAACAAUCACGAUCGGGACUUGGACUGCAUGGCCGAGGAGAACUUAAUGACAAUCGUCCAAUAUUCGUACGUUUGCCCGUUCAAGAACAGACGCAACAACUAUUACUGCUUCUACUGCAAGGACUACUACCCGAAGCCCGAGGAUCUGAGGUCGCACACGCUCCAGCACGACACGAAGCCGUUCCAAUUGCUGAUGGGCUACAAGAAGAUGCCCAAGCUGGACAUAACGCGCAUCGAUUGCAAACUGUGCCCGAUGAAGAUCGACGAUCUGAACGUUUUCAAAGCCCACGUCGAUCAGAUACACGGGAAGAAGAUCUACUUCGAAGCGCCCGACAAGCUUCUUCUGUACCGCCUGACUUGGAACGACCUGGUCUGCGUCAUGUGCAGCGACGUCUUCGAAGACUUCAACACGCUGAACACUCACAUGGUGGAGCACUUCAGCAAUUACACGUGCGACGUUUGCGGCGUGUGCUUUUUGGAGAAGACCAGGCUUGAUGCCCAUCUGAAGAGGCACAAGGAUGACGAGAAGCACACCUGCGAGAUAUGCGGGAAAGUGUUCAAGUCGAAUCACUACAAAGAUAUGCACGUUGAUAUCGUGCAUAAGAAGAAAGCGAUUAUCCGCUGCCCGCGCUGCGAUGAGUGCUUCAUGUCUUACGCUCUGAAGAACAAACACCUGACUGAGGCCCACGGACAGAAGCGAACGUAUCCCUGCAAUCUGUGCGACAAAGUGUACAACCGUCAGAAAACACUGACCGAGCAUCAGAGGAGGAAUCAUCAGAAAGUCCUGAAGCACCAGUGCGAGUAUUGCGACCAGAGGUUUUAUUUACCGUCGCGUCUAAAGGAACACAUGGCUACACACACGGGAGAGAGGAAUUUCCGCUGUGAAUACUGCGAAAAGAGCUACCCGAGGUUAAAGUCGCUGCAGUAUCACAUAAGGACGCACACAAACGACCGUCGGUACCGGUGCCACGUGUGCGGUCAGGCCUUUAUACAGAACGCGAGUCUGAAGUCGCACAUAAAGAGUCACCACCCUGAAUGCGAUAUAGAGGGAUGCUAUUUUUAAUACGCUUUCAUUAGCUUCAGAGGUAUGUAUGUUUGUAACGGAAUCUUUGAUCGUGAUUUUGACCCCCCUUCAAAACGUCGGUUUAACGUCGCAAAAAUGAACAAUAAUAAUAAUAGUUUAAAAAAAACUAACAAAAUACGCUUUUAAAGAAAAUCCAACUAAAAAAUAGAAAAUAAUUUAUUGUAAAAAAGCUUGGGGUGCUUUUCAAGAUAUUAUCAAAAUGACCCUUCUACUCAUAUAUGUUCAUAAAAUAUUUAUAACUACUUUUACCAUGUACCUCACGCAUUUUUUUACAAUAAAAUCAUUUUUUCUUACAGUAUUUUUAAUUCAAAUUUAUUAAAAUUUAUUUUCUAUUUUUCUGUUGGAUUUUCUAUAAAAGCGUAUUUUGUUCGUUUUUUUAAACUAUUAUUUAUUAACACCUUAGACGCUUAUAGAGCCACCGGUGGGCCUAGCGUGCCACACCAUUCGGGCAUAGCCAAAAUAAGGGAAUCAGUGAUAUUUAUCAGCUCGAGAUUUACAUUCUUUAAUUUACGAAAAUUUGCACGUUUUAUAAAUAAAAUUAAGGGCUUUUUUAUCAUCUAAUUUAGGUAUUUUAAAAGGCUCACGGGUGACCCACGUGGCCUGAAUGGUUCGGUAUGAUAAGGCUUACCGGUUAGCCUAGUGGCCUGAAUGAAAAUACUCGAUUUUUCAUUUGGCGUGUUUCAGAGGCUUUUUUUUUUCACGACCCUAUUUGAUUUAUAAGGUUUCUCGAUUAAGCGAUGAAUUAAGGCAUAUUCAGAGGUCGAUAGAGGUCGAUUCGGAUCUCAGUAUGGUACGUAAGGAACAAGGGAUUGACGGGAAAAUUACUUACAAAAAAACUGUGCGCGGGAAUGAAGUGAAACUUCUUUUUCGAUGUGUAAGUAUUGUGGUUUUCUUCAUUUUUCAUCCUUAAAUCAAAUUGCUCUUAUAAUAGGAAAUGCUGUGUAUAAGAGAUGCGACAUCUUCAACAUUUAUAUUAUAUAUAUUUUAAAUAAUUGAUAGAAAAAUAAAUAAAUAUUCUUUUUUAAAUACUUCAUUAAAAUAUUGGACGCUACCCGUUGCUGACGCUCGCGCUGUCCUGUAUCCUGUAUACUACGCGCAUGCGUGCGAGUGCCACGCAUUCACUCUCUCCCCAGGAGCGUUAAACGUUUAACGCAACCUUGUUGGAAGUCGCAUUAGAAGUUUCACUUCAAAAUUUGCUAACGUAUUCGUUAUAACGUUGUGAUUUCUCGCAAUUGAUAAAUAUAGCGCCGAAAGAAGACCCAUCGUUCGAUAUUAAAUCGGUGCGGUAGUAAAGUAUUGCCGAUAUAGUAAAAGCUCUUUAUUCAUGGGGUAGGUACAUGUUCCGUAAUUAAGGAGCGAAUAUAUAAACACUUGAAUGGUCAUUUUAAUCAUUUUUUUUUUUCAAAAAUGAACCGUAUGCGUUGAGUAAUAAGUUUGAUUUCAUUCUGUUUGCUGACAUUCUCAAAAACGCCCACCGAUGGCGAAGGGGGUUGGCGUCAAAUGCAGAACCAAUAUAGCGGCGAUAAUCAUUUAAAAACAUACUUUAGUCACAAGUUGUAAUAAGAUCUAUUUUACUUUUUUAUUAGUACAUUUGACAACGCGUUCACAAAAGAUAUUCGGUUGAAUACGUUAAUAUUGUAAUCCUUUUUAUCAAUUUGUAUGUACCGAUUAGUUAGCGAAUAAAUAAUUCUUUAGCCGCGAACAUGGGAAUCGGGUCGUAUUUUUUUUUAAUCUGCGAAAUAGUGAAAACGCGUAUGAAGGAAGCGCGAAUGAAGAGUUUUUACUGUAUUUUUUUUUGUUAUUGCCCUUGAAGCAACGGGUCCAACCUGAUGGUGAGUGGUUACCGUCGCCCAUGGACCUCAGCAAUGCCAGGGGCAGAGCCAAGCCGCUGCCUACCGCUUAAUACUCUCCACAAGCCUCGUUUGAAGAAGGACAUGUCAUACAUAGCGCUCGAGAAAUACCGUGGAGGGGAGCUCAUUCCAAAGCCGGAUGGCACGUGGCAAAAAGAUCUCUGGAAACGCAAUGUGUAUGAACGCAGUGGUUAUAGGUAGUAGAAUGAACUUUACUCUGGUGGCGAUGUUAAAUCGAUGAGAUCUUAAAUUCAAAUUCAAAUUCAAAAUGUUACCUUCUUUGUAAGAUUCGACACAGUAUUCUUUGCGUUUUCAAAUUAAUGGAAAUAAUAGAUUAUAAUUUUAUGUAUUCAUUAAUGAGAUUAUCGUAUCCAUAAUAAUUAUUGUUUUUCGUUAUAACGCAGUUCGACCAUGCUUUUUUUAUUCGUUUCAAUAAGUUUUAAAUGCUAUUCGUUGGUAUGCAAGAGCAAGGUUUGAGAACGGCUGGACCGAUUUUAUAUAUCGAGAGGUGAGAGGCUAUUUGGUAUAAGCGACAUUUUGUUUAAUUACUGUUACGUAGGUAAGAGUAACGCCAUCUAUCGCCGAAAAAAUCUAAUAAAAAAAAAGACAUGCCCGCUGAGUUUCUUGCCAGUUCUUCUCAGGACGGAGGCUAGUUUUUGUUCAUUGGCGAUAGUUUCUUUUUGACGCUCAACAAGUAUGUAUGUACUUUCAUUUAUGUUGAAUAACAAAUUUUGAUUUGAUUUGAAUAGUCGAACGAAUAUCGAAGGAUCUAGUAGCAUCUAGAACGCUCGAGAAGUACAACGCCAUCUAUUGUCAGAUAGCAGAAACACAUAAUACUCUACUUUUGCGGAAUAUUCUCGAAGAUUCUAAGGAUUUCGUCUCGAACGUCGCGAACGGAUCACUUGAAGCGAAGCGAAUUGAGAAUUUUAAAGUGGUCUGUGUGUGUUCUAAGUAAUAAAUACAGUUUUAAGUUGUACUGCGGUGGAACAUUUGUUUAUCCCGAACCCCAGCUCCGUAACAAUGCGCCACAUUUAUCUUUGUAAUUAAAGGUCUGUUUUAUUUGGUAUAUCAGCAUCAACAGUUCGAAUUUUUUUGAUUGAACUUCUAUAAAAUUUACCCUAUGUAAAUAGCUGAAAAAGUUUUUUUUGUCAUGAUUUCUUCCUCCCCUGUAAGGUUGCAAAAAAGUCGCUUAAACCACAUAGACUUUCACUCGUCGAAUUUGAAUGUCAACAAGACGUCUUUUAAGAAUAGAUAAUAUAGGUAGGUACCUAUAGUAGAAUUAUUUUGUCCGUGCAGCUUGGGUCAUAAAAAUCGGAGCGGUGAAGUUAAUAUUUCACUCUCUCUUCCACUCACGAGCAUUAUGGACGGGCAUAGUGAUGCGCAUUAUUGUUGUCGAUAAGCGUUAUCGAUAGUGGUGUAUUUAGUAUUGUCAUUUUGUGGGUUAGUGAUAAAAAUGAAAGAAAAAAUCACUAAUCGAACACUUACACCACAUAUCGCCGCAGCAAGCUAACGAGAACGGCAGAAAUUAACACUUUGUAACUUUUCGGCAUCUAUUCUUAUUUCAGUGAAAAACUUUAACACAUUGUUGAUAACAACACGUGCAAAUAUUAUUUUGAAUAAAUUCAUUACUCUUCGACACAAUGUACCAUAAUUUGCAGGUAAGUACAAAUGACUCAUAACAUAACAAUGUCUCAUCACCCUUUGUGUACCACCCCGCCGCCAUGUACCUGCCUUCGAUGACUCAUUUGUUGUUAUCGAAAAUAGCGUUGCGCCCGCGCAACAUGCUUACCGCCCUAGCCGGGCUAUGUUUUAUGACCCAAACUGCACGGACAAAAUAAUUCUACUAUAGUGGCUUUCUUUUUUUAAGUCACGUUACGAUAGGUUGGAAAGCGUGUGUUCUUUUAUAGUUAACAUAGAAAUUAUUAUGCAUCGCAAUGAAAUUAUUAAUAAUAAUAAUAUUUUUUUCGACGUACAUACAUUUGUUCCUUUUUUUUAUAUUAUGACGUUUGUAUUUUGUGAUUUCCUGGAUGAAAACAGAUUAGGAUCUAAUCUCGCCUAUGUACAUUCUGUUUUGUAAUUUAAAGAACUGAUGUAAUUCUUAUAUUUAAUUUCUGUUCACAAUCAAUAAUAAAAUCGAUAAGUUUUCCGUUUGUGUUGAACCAUGGCAACGUUUAUAUCAUCAGCGUGCUUAGUGCGAGUUUUUUAACGUUCUCGAUUGGAACAGCGCCCCUAGCGGCAAACAUAGUCAAACGUUCCAACUCCAUACAAAUUUGAGUUAGCUUUUACGCUAUCGAGGACGUAAAAUUUUUUUUUAUCGUUUUUAAAUCUGCUAAGAUCUUUAAGUCAUGUCUUAUUUUAAUUUAUAUUCUUAAUUUUAUGAAAAAAGAUAAUAUGGACUAAAAUGAAAUGAAAUGGAGAUGAUUAAUUUGAGACAUUAAUCAACUGGGAUGAAAUGAAAUGAGAUGAGAUGAUAUAGGAUGAAAUAUAAUCUCAGUAAAAUGGUGGUCAUUUACUGAGAUUUUUUCAGUGGACUUUUUGGAGGAUCCCGAGAAGUUGCGUCCAGCGGCUUUGUUUCAUUUUACCACAUUUGUGCACUUACACAGAUAUUAAACAGUUAAUAAACCACCGUUAUUACACAUUUAAACCUGAAGAAACACCAAAUAAACAAAAUAAAACAAAUCACACAGCUUUACUCCUCGCGUUUCCGUCAAAAAGUCUGACGUUAAAAAACUCGCAUUAAACACACAGAUCUGGUUAAGAAAGUAUACCGUGCGGUCCAUGCCACCCACGAUCGAACACUGGAGAAAAGUCACAUGUGGUCGCGAUCCUCAGCAGUACAGCAGUCAACGAUGAAAAACAAUAGUGUACCAUACUUAUGGAGGGUAGAGGUAAGCAACAGUGAUUGUGUAUGAAAAAGCAUUCGUGGAGAAGCGACCAAUUAGGGGGCGCCACCUUAGCGAGUGGUGUAAUUUCAAAGAUGGCGCUAAAACUUUUGUUUAUAAAAUUGUUUAAAUCUGCAUACUUCACUCCUUUUACAACAGUUGCAUUCAUAUCACACUGCUUGUAGUGCUGCCCUAUUGUGGCAAGUUUCGAUUUUUUUUUCUCAAUUAGUUCGGUAAACAAUCUCACAGCCCCACUAUUGUUAAGUGGUCAUAAGAGCCCAUAAAUAUCAACAACGACGAUAUUUAAGGAUCCUACCGCACUAUACGACUCGCCUGCAUUCUUACAUCCGACGUCCGAUCUCGAUCGGGGGUCAGAAUCAGAUCAGGACCUCGCUGACCAGCCUGCCGAAUCGGAACGCGAUACACUGCCAACCAGGAUGCUCUCCCACAAUUUGUUCGACGACGAUAAUGCGGACCGCUUCGCAGGCCGCAGCCGCCGACGCGUCGUUCUAUCCUCUUGGUGCCAGCGCGCUAGAGUGACGGUAGCGUGCGGCGCAGCCUCAACCCCUUAGGUCGCCCCGUGACCGUUACCGGGAGGAGACUGCCUCCUCACAGGAGCCGGAGCUGGACGAACGCCCUCCUCCGACCCCCAGCCUAUGCGGCCACGGGACGGCGCCGAGAGGGGAGAAGAGCUCUCACUCUCCCGUACCGCUGCCUCCUUCUUUGAGAUGGUGGACUCGCAGAAGUCGAGCAUCGCCUGCCAGGGCUCGUCGCUGCUGAACAUCGUAGCCACGAUGUUCGGAAGCGACAAGUGCGGUCCUAUUUUCGCAAAGAGGACGCGGCGCUACUCCGGCAGUACUCGAGCGUGUGCUCCGCCGUAUCCUCGUUACGGUCACUGCAAUAGUCACCGACAUUGCGCUAGUGUAGGAAGUGGAAAUAAUAUGAAUGUAGCAGUUUUAAACCGAGUCAACUGUGCCGUGUUGAACUUUUUUUUUUUUUUUUUCGUAGAUAAUGGGUUUAAAAAAUAUGCAGUAUUUAAAAUCUCAACUAUUCAUUUUAAUUACUGUUUACGUACGAAGUUUUUGUUUGUAUUUAAUUUAGUAUCCUACUCUGGUAUGGCGCUUAUGGCGUUGUUUUUUUAAAUCUUUCCACCUGCUACUGUGACGCCACCUUAAUUGGCUCCUUUUCAGCGGACUCUGUUUAAUACGCUGAGAUAGUACUCCUUACUUCUACCCUCCAUGGUUUGCCGCAGUUUUUAAAUUAACGUCAUUAAUAAUACUUAAUAUUUUGAUUGAUGUUUCUCCCCUGAUCCACUUAUGCACUGCGAUUAGAACUAAUUAUAUAUUUUUAAUUAACUCUUUACACUAUUUUUGCAUUUACGUGUAUUUUUUAAACGAAUUCAGAUCUGUGUUGUGUUUGUUACAUUGAAAACAAUUUAUAGUGAUAUUUAAUGAAUAAGUAAUUAAUUCAAAUAAGUAUUAAUGUAACUAGUAUAAAAUAAUGUAAAAUAUCAAGGCUAUUAUAUUAAUGUAAGAAAUAAAUAUAUCAUAAUUGUUUAA
Messenger RNA from Bombyx mori (domestic silkworm), 9228 nucleotides. Its product is annotated as PR domain zinc finger protein 5. Gene Ontology annotation, molecular function: zinc ion binding. Bases 1123 to 2916 code for a protein of 597 amino acids. The transcript is spliced from 5 exons. Gene Ontology annotation, cellular component: nucleus. The record is from RefSeq and is a predicted model, not a curated record. NCBI's taxonomy places the organism in Eukaryota, Metazoa, Arthropoda, Insecta, Lepidoptera, Bombycidae.